AUUGAAGCAUCUCAUCUGUAUUACAAAUACCGUCCUAAUGAAAAGGAGUCUGCUCUUUUAGAGUACCAUUCACGAUAUGUCGGAGAAUCAAGAUUGGCUAUAUCAUCAUCACCAGAUUCAUCGUAUGUUAAUUCAUUAUCACAUCUCUUUUUUCAUCGAGAGGUACGCUCUUUCGAUCUUCCUGUGCCAUAUGGCUUAUCGCUCAAUCAGAAACCAGCAAAGCGCGUGCAGAUAUAA
Molecule: messenger RNA, 237 nt
Organism: Ambispora leptoticha
Lineage: Eukaryota; Fungi; Glomeromycota; Glomeromycetes; Archaeosporales; Ambisporaceae
Source: the annotation of a GenBank genome assembly